UUUAUAAUGCGUUAUUUUCAUGUGCAAGUUUAGAUGUGAUUCUCGUGUAGAGAGAGACGGAGGGUUCGGGAGUGUUGGCAACGUCGUUUGAUGGCAGGGACGAUGAGGAACGACGGAAGUAGCAGCAGUCGCGGCAAUAGCAGAGGGGAAAGCGUCGUGUUAGACUGUGGUAGGCGCAAAAGCUCUUGCGGAUAUUGCCGAUCCCCCGGUCGCACCAGCGUCUCUCACGGUUUAUUGGCACAUAGCAUGACAGUUGAUGACUACCAAGAUCUUCUUGACCGGGGCUGGAGAAGAUCAGGCUCCUUCCUGUACAAACCUGAGAUGGAAAGGACAUGCUGCCCUUCUUAUACUAUUCGUCUGAGGGCUGCUGAUUUUAUUCCUUCUAAGGAGCAACUUCGACUGUCUAGACGAAUGCAAAGGUUAUCUAAGUUUGGGAUGUUUUUAGAUGGCACGUUGGAUAUUAAGAAAACAGUCGAGCUCUUAGAGGAUCCGAAUACUUCCAAGGGUACGUGCAGCUGUGCUGGUAAAGAAGUUUCAGGCUCGUCUAGUAACUAUGCAAAGAAGAAUGAAGCAGAAUUUUUUUUAAAUUAUUUGUCAGACCAAAUUGACAAUGUGGUACAAAUGUGCAAAGAAAGUGGAGAGUUUCCUUGCGAUAUUCAAUUACCAAAAGCUUCUGUCAAAAAGGUUUCACAAGCCAAAAGGAAGCUACUAAUUGAAGGAUCAGAAGAUCUCCUGUACUCCAGCAAUAUUGCAUUUCAAAUAACAGCUACAAUAAGGCGGGCACAAUCAUGUGAUAACCGUGAGUUAAGACUAUCAGGACAUUCUGCCGAAGAAAAUGAGUUGUCUCCAAAAGUUAUUGCUGAAAAAUUGUCAAGCUCUUUAUGUCAGCUUGCAGAAACUUCUGGUCUGUUAAUCAGGGCUUGCAAUGGACACAUAAAUUUUUAUUCUUCUAGCGAGCAACCAUUAUCAGAUGGAAGUGUUCAAGUUCAUACAGUUUUAAAUGAAUCCACAGCAGGUUGUGUAAGUAAAAAGGGCUGUUUGAAGAAGAGCUCUGAACAACCUCAGGGAAAAAAGCGGAGGCUUGAGAUCCGUAUGAAAAGGUCCAGUUUUGAUCCAGAAGAAUUUGCUUUAUAUAGACAAUAUCAAACGAAAGUGCAUAAUGAUUCACCAGAUCAUGUGACUGAAAGCUCGUAUCGAAGAUUUUUGGUCGACACUCCAUUAGUAUUUGUUCCACCAACUGGCGAUGGCACCGUUCCUCAUUGUGGCUUUGGUUCUUUCCAUCAGCAAUAUGUGAUUGAUGGCAGACUAGUUGCAGUUGGUGUAAUAGAUAUUCUUCCUAGAUGUUUGUCAAGUAAAUACUUGUUUUGGGACCCAGACUUUGCCUUCCUAUCACUAGGGAAAUAUUCAGCCCUGCAAGAAAUAGGUUGGGUGAGAGAGAAUAAAGUCCAUUGCCCUAGUCUUCAGUAUUAUUAUCUUGGUUAUUAUAUUCAUUCGUGCCGCAAGAUGAGAUAUAAAGCCGCAUAUCAUCCAUCUGAGCUUCUUUGUCCUCUUCGCUACCAGUGGAUUCCUUAUGAUAUUGCAAGGCCUUUGCUUGAUAGAAAGUCAUAUGUAGUCUUAUCAGAUUUUGCCAUUUUACAAAAUGGAGAGUCCUCACCAUCUCACGUUUCUGAAAAUGUCGUGGAAGUGCAACAUAAUGACAUUUGCCAAGACUCGAAUGACCUCUGUAUGGAUGAGGGUGAAGAAACGAUUGAUCCUGAAUAUGAAAGCUCUGAUGAUGAAUCAGGCCCAGAAAGCGGGAAUCUAGUUUCUAUUGAAAUAGAAGAUGGUGACAUCAGUAAUAUAUUAAUUAGGCUGGAGAGAUCUCGUUUGAAAUACGAGGAUCUCCAACGUGCUUUUGGUCCCACUGAGAGGAAUCAGAGGAUUUGCUUGGAAUCCCGGUUGCAUAGUUACAUGGGGGUCGUGGGUGCAGAGCUCUCCAAGCGAAUGGUGUAUUCACUUUGAUUACUCGAUUCUUUCCGAAGGCCACUCCCUCGAAUUUCCUCCCAAACUAAGUUGUGCCUGCUGAUCAAGUGGGAAGCUAUUGUGGAUGUUUUCAUUGUUACUUGGAUUGGAGAUUCUUUUUAUUUGAUCCAUCACCCAUGUCCAGUAAUGAAGUGCAGAUUCCUAAUCCAGGUUCAUGCAGUUUGUAUCCAUGUCUGUUUGUAUGUAUGUAAUCUGUUUGUCAAUAAAAUGAACUGGGAUUUUAACUUA
Alnus glutinosa is the source of this 2250-nucleotide messenger RNA. RefSeq names its product arginyl-tRNA--protein transferase 2-like. The record is from RefSeq and is a predicted model, not a curated record. NCBI's taxonomy places the organism in Eukaryota, Viridiplantae, Streptophyta, Magnoliopsida, Fagales, Betulaceae. Gene Ontology annotation, biological process: protein arginylation. The transcript is spliced from 6 exons. Gene Ontology annotation, cellular component: cytoplasm. The coding region runs from base 91 to 2001 and encodes 636 amino acids. Gene Ontology annotation, molecular function: arginyl-tRNA--protein transferase activity.